GCCUGUGCUUGAGCUCCCCCUUCGUCUCUCUCAGGUCCUCAACCCGCCUUUAUAAACCCGGAGCAGGAUUUCUAGGACAAUUCACUUCAUCCUCAAUAACCUACAGAAUCAUGUCUGGUCGAGGCAAAGGAGGAAAGGGACUCGGGAAAGGCGGCGCUAAGCGCCACCGUAAAGUUCUCCGUGACAACAUCCAGGGCAUCACCAAGCCAGCUAUCCGCCGUCUGGCUCGCCGAGGUGGUGUGAAGCGUAUCUCCGGUCUGAUCUACGAGGAGACCCGCGGUGUCCUCAAGGUGUUCCUGGAGAACGUGAUCCGUGACGCCGUCACCUACACCGAGCACGCCAAGAGAAAGACCGUCACAGCCAUGGAUGUGGUCUACGCCCUGAAGAGGCAGGGUCGCACCCUGUACGGCUUCGGCGGUUAAACAUGAUCACCUGCUCUCAAACAAAGGCUCUUUUAAGAGCCGCCCAAAUAUCAUGAAAAGCUAACCUGCAUUUAUCGUUCCUAUGUCAACGAUUCUCAUGUUAAUAAGAACAUGGAUUUUUACUAUCAGUUCUAACAAAUUAAUCCACUUAUCAACAUCGGUACUAA
Gadus morhua (Atlantic cod) is the source of this 589-nucleotide messenger RNA. RefSeq names its product histone H4. The coding region runs from base 111 to 422 and encodes 103 amino acids. The record is from RefSeq and is a predicted model, not a curated record. The transcript has a single exon. Lineage: Eukaryota; Metazoa; Chordata; Actinopteri; Gadiformes; Gadidae. Gene Ontology annotation, cellular component: nucleosome. Gene Ontology annotation, molecular function: structural constituent of chromatin; DNA binding; protein heterodimerization activity.